AUGCCACUGGAACUGGUGUUCCAAAACUGCUGCGAGCAGCGGGAAGAACUCGGGGAUGACGUCACGCUGCAUCCUUCCUUCCCUGCCCGGCAUGAGGAUGGUGCUCAAUGCACGCAUUCCACUUUUACAAACCUUCCGGAAGGUGAUGAAGCUUUGGUUCACCCUUCACUCCAGGGCGAAGUAACCGGUCCCAGUGAGACGGAUGGCGAGAAGCCUGAAAUUCCUACAAUGCCCCCAGCUUCUUCACCCGAUCUCACAAGCUUCGAUGCUUUGGAUGCAACGCUGAUGCGCGGGAUUCCGCUGCGCCAGACGCUGCAGUGGGGAGCUCAUCUUUGGCUUUCUGAUCCACGGUCCAUGCGUGCCUUUCAGAAGGCCCGGCUUUGGGAUGCUUCCAAGCCAACGAAGAGGUAUGACAAGUUUAUAUCGCACACGUGGGAAACCCACGGCAGAUGGAAGCAGCUAUCUCUUCUUCUCCAUUUCGGCUGGCCUAGCAUGAUGAUAUUUUGGGCCGUCGGGGCAGUGAUUGCUGCCGUUCUUGUACUACUCGAGGUGUUGCCGCUCUUCACUGUCUUUCAACUGCCGUUGCCGGCUAUAUGGCCUGGCAUACAUGGCACUUCCGUCCCAUAUGGUUGCUGGUUGAUGCUGCUGUCCCUGACUGGCGCCAUGGGAGGGCUCGUGGUCUUCCCCUACUUCCCCCUGGCAUCUGAGAUUUGUUUCUUAGAUUUCGUAUGCGUUCACCAGACGGACGACAGGAAAAUGCAGCAGGGGAUCAGGUCUAUCGGAGCAUUCCUGGCGUCUGCUUCGGAACUGCGCGUGCUUUGGAGCGCGCCUUACCUGCAGAGGUUGUGGUGUGUCUUCGAACUAGCCGCAUAUCGCAAGCUCAACCCGAAUGGGAGGAUAGUGAUAUCACGGAUCAUGACGGAGGUUGCUGUUCUUCUCUCGUUCGCUUGGGUGCAGUUGGUCGUUGUGGGAUUCUGGGUUGCGCGCUCGGGUCCAUACGGUGGCGAACCCUGGCGGUUGCUGGUGGUGAUCGUCUGCGCGGGCUUGCCGACCCUUGCUUCAAUGUCGUAUGCAGCAGUGCAGAAGCAAGAUGCCGACGAAGAGUUGAGGAGCCAGCUGACAAACUUCGACGUGAUGACCGUAAAGUGCAGCAGCGAGUUUGAUAGACAAUGCAUCCAUGAUGCCAUCACCAGAUGGUACGGCAGCCUGAGUGCUUUCAACGACUACAUACGCGGACCCUUUUGCCUUGAAGUACUUCAGCUUAGACGUAGCCAACGCGGCAUUGAAGGCCACUACUUCAUUGUCUUGCUGCUGCCGACCAGCAGUUUCUUUCUGGAGGGGUCGUUAGCAGUCUUAAUGUCCGGGGUCCCGGGUGAAGUAUCGAUAAGCCUCUUCCUUGCCGCGGUGGUGUGCUUCAACCUGAUGUGGAUUCCAUCUGUCGUCGUAUUGGGAGCUCACCUCACCCAGCACGGAGUCCGAGUGGGCAGAUUCAGAUUGAGGCCUUCCCUCUUGGAGCCACUCCUGAUCUUCGUUCUGUGCGUCAUUCUUCUAGCAGUUGGGAUCGGGGCCACAGUUGCCGCCGUUGCCAACGGCAUACCCGCGGUAAUACUGUGGAACAUCGUGGGUCUAGUCUUUGCUGCAGUGACUUGGAUGAAAUGCUUUCGAGUCUAA
Molecule: messenger RNA, 1671 nt
Organism: Symbiodinium necroappetens
Lineage: Eukaryota; Dinophyceae; Suessiales; Symbiodiniaceae
Source: the annotation of a GenBank genome assembly